CAUCACGCGAUCAUUGAGGAUGUUCCUUUGACAAUUUGUUUCCGGUCACUCAAGCUUUUGGUGUUUAUAGCUGUGGAUUUCUCUAGCGAUGAAAUAUUUUAUAGGCUUCUAUCCGGUUGCACUGACCUUCAAAAACUAGCAAUGGUUAUACGCAGCUAUGGCAACGUGAAGACUUUCACAAUCGCAGUUCCUUCAUUGGAGAGCUUACUAAUCAUGGACUCGAAAUCUGGUUCACAAGUUCCAGGAGAUGAUGUUGGGAUCGUGGUCAAUGCUCCUUCUUUAAAGUUGUUAAAUAUUUCUAACCGGUUUCAAUGGGUUUGUUCAUUAGUGCAUAUGCCAAAGCUCGUGAUAGCUAAUAUCAAGCUUCGAGAUGGUAAUUCUAAGAAGCUUCUCGGAUGUCUUACCUCAGCCAGACACCUUUCCUUCUGUUUGAAAAAACCACAAAUGGAUUCAUAUCCUAUAGGCGUCUUUACUCAGCUUGUGUCUCUAAAAAUCUGUGCAUGUUCUUCAGAUUGGUUCCGUCUUAUACUCAGACAGACUCCUAAACUCCGAGUUCUCCGAUUCCAACUUCAAGUAAUAUUGAUUCCGAGCCUCCAAAACAUUAGUGAGAGAUGUUUCAGCAGUACCGGAGAAGUCCAGACUCAGUGGGAGCGACCGAGUUCUGUUCCUAAAUGUUUGAUUUCGAGUCUCGAAACUGUCGAGUGGAUUGAUUACAAAGGAACAGAAGCAGAGAAAAAAGUGUUGAUGUAUUUGUUAGAGAACUCUAGGAAGCUGAAGAAGAUGGCUAUUAGACCCUUAAAAUCAACCAUUUUGGAAGACAGAUACAAGAUGCUGCAAGAGGUAUCGUCUAUGGAGAGGAUUUCUAGCGAAUGUCGGCUUUCGUUCAGCUGA
Eutrema salsugineum is the source of this 891-nucleotide messenger RNA. Its product is annotated as putative FBD-associated F-box protein At5g56440. The annotation marks the transcript as partial. The record is from RefSeq and is a predicted model, not a curated record. The transcript has 2 exons. Lineage: Eukaryota; Viridiplantae; Streptophyta; Magnoliopsida; Brassicales; Brassicaceae.